GUGAGCAAAAGCAAACCCCUGUAUUCAGAGAUGUCUGGCAAACGGAAUGGAAAAAUAUCCACGUUUUUGUUUAUCGUAACUUUAACCUUUGACAAUCUACAUUUAAGUUUUUCGUUGAGUGAAGUCAUCAAGUUAAAGACAUUAUUUGGGUUGCCUGCUUUUCGAGAUAACGUGGAGAGCGAAUACCAUGUAAAUGCUCGGCAGACUCUCCGAACGCGGGGCAGUGUUAUGCCCAGACCUGCCCGCUCAGCUCUUCCACAGCAGCGGUCGUGGAUCGCGGGGUUGAGCCCACCGACCCUCCAUCGUUCAAGUGUGCCCAAACAGCUUGCAGAUCCGGACACAUAUGAGCAGAGGGCAUCGGAAGUCUCUCUGAAGUUUGGAAUUGGCAGUGAGCAAAAUACAAAAGAUUCCGGCAGACAUCGUGCUAGUGCUUAUCAAGCAGACUACCCAGGCUUUAAGGAAAUCAACAAGGGGAAUAUAUUUGGUCCUUCAUUUGAAGACAGCAGGCCUACUCCCUCUUCGGCAUGGCAGGCUAUGAGGCCCUUGGUUCAGUGUCACGACACCACCAUGACUUUGACGGCCUCUGGACAAGGAUUCUCACAAUUGUUUCUGGAAAGAGAGGGGGAUUUCCCCAUCUCUGUGUUUCACUUGCCACCAAACUGUGGUUAUUCGGUGACGGCCUCCCGGAAUGGCCUGGUAUUGGAAGCUCCCUAUGAUGGCUGUUACAUGACCAAGCAGAACGGCAGCUAUGUGCUGCCAAUGCUGUGGUGGGACAGCCCGCUGAGACUCUCCUGUCCGAUGCAGAAGAGCCCUCCCUCUCCAGCGUUAACCCUCUCUCGCCCGUGGGCCCUCUGCUCACCCUAUGGGGUGUCCGUGCACGUGUAUGGAACAGAUGAGGAGAUCCCCUCACUGGGCACCAUAGUGGAGGACAACUGGGAGCCGCUUGUGUCUCCGAAGUGUGCCUACCGUACAGAGGCCCCACUUGGAAAUCUCCUUUUCUAUAUACCCCUCAAUGCUCCCUGUCUACAGGCUCAAGAGGGUCUCCACCUCAGAGUGCUGAAGGAUUAUCAAGAGUUCUCUCUCUCCUGCCAAGAUCUCUCUUUCCUUCCCCCGCUCGUACAUAUUCCUCCACACACCCCUCCACUGUCUCCUGUCGACCCCAUCACUCCUGCACCGGUGCCCACCACUGCCUCACCUCCAACGCCUCAAUCCAUGACCCGGGGGCAGGUGAUCUGGCCUCCUAGCUCCCUGAACUAUCCUCACCCUGGGCCCCGGUUCCCUCAUCUCCCCCUGGUCUACCCUCCAGGGCCCCAGCCCAAAAGCCAUUCUCAACCCUCUCCAGAUGUUGCUCCUGGACCUCCAGCGCAGUUCCCCCAUCUCUACUCAGGGCCUGGUCAGCAGCCGCUUUCCCCCCAUCCACCCCCAUCCCCUCCUCAGCCGCCUGCCGUGGAGCAAACAUCUGGCCCCAGUGUGGACCCAGUGAACCAGUCUCCAAAAUGGCCUCCUUGGCAGGGUUUUUAUUAUGGGUAUGAGCCCUACAUGCCGUUGUACGGUUCCCAAGUCCCUCACAAAGCACCUUCCCCCUCCGACCAAAGCACUACAGCACGUCCCCCGAAAGCCCCACCACAUGCACCCCACAUGGCUCCUUACGACCAGCAAUAUAAUCCACAGCAGUCGUACCAUCCGCUGCACACAUUCUCCCAAGUUCCUCAAAGCCCCGUGAGCAUUGUCCACCCUGCUUUCCCUGCUCCUCCUCGACAGCUUUUUGUUCCACGACAGCCACUCUCAUAUAGUCAGUAUUAUCCUUAUUGGUCAGUGUUCACCCCAAGAUCUUUCUCUGAUGGAUCCCCGCCCCUCCCUUCUCAGCCUCCUACCACUCCUACUACUCCUACCCCCACCCUAAGGACAACGCGUUCUAAGGGACCAUCUGGUCCUGACCACAGACCCCCCGCUUCACUUUGCCCGCCUAAUACUCGGCCCUUCUGUUGGUACCACCCUGAUGCUCCUCACAUCCCCCCCACACCUGCUCCACCAUAUCCACCUCAGCACACCACACCGAUGACUCCAGGGUCCCAGCCGUUUCCCAGCCCUGCACCUCCGACCUCAACCUCCAAACUUGUGAGGUCCCUCGGACCACAGCCCCCGAGGCUCCAGUGUUAUAGCGAGAGGAUGACGGCCUUCCUGCCCUCUCCUCAUCCAGACUCCAUCCAGAUCAGAGCUUUAACGGCAGACUUCAAGAAGGCAUGGCUGCCCCUUUCGUCUGUGUCCCCGCUGUGCAAGUUCAAGCUGUCGCUUACCAAGGAGCCCGGACUGAUGUUUGAGUCUCCAAUACCAGCCUGCCACAGCCAGCAAAAGACUCCCACAACCCUGUCGUUACGGCUCAGGUUCUGGGACGUAAUUCUGUCCCGGAAGCGCAUCCUGGAGUUCCAGUGUCCUUACAGUCGUCCUCUGCCCGGGACGGCGGUGGCCGACGGUCCUCCCGUCCCUCCGGACAGCCCUGCAGCCAGCCUCCCUCCUCCCACGCCUCGCCCUCGUCAUGCCAAGCCAGACCUCCCCUGGGAAAUGUUGGGACUACGUGCCAUUGCGGCUCAAGGGUGCAACCUUCCUGAGGACCAGCGCCUCCCCUGUGGAACGAGUGCUCUGACCCAGCCGCAGUGCCUCUCCCUGGGCUGCUGUUUUAAUACGCGCCCCCCUGCAUGCCACUACCCCAUGGAUGAGUGCACCCUUGACCACCACUUUGUCUUCAGCGUGCCCGCCUCCCUCACCUACCCCCCUCUGUCCCCCGCCCUGCUGGCCGCCCCUGGACACCCGUCAUGCACGCCUCAGAGGGUCACGGCUGACUACGCCUUGUUUCUGAUCCCAAUGGACAGCUGCGGGGCGCUCAGGAUGGUCAUUGGCAAGACGGUGAUCUACAUUUUGGAGAUCGUUAAUAAAGUGGAGUCCAUUACCCUCGACUAUGGCACCAUCACCAGAGACUCGCCAGCCAGGAUCCUGGUGGAGUGUCGCUACAAGCCCGGCCCCCCUUUGGUCACCGCCGGUUACAUGACCAAGAUUCCAUCCCUGGGACCUGGACUUCAAGGUCAGGGAGUGAUCGGAGUUCAGCUUCGGAUUGCGAAAGAUGCUCACUACAGCAGCUUCCACGCCCAGUACCACGCGCCCCUGCGCACGCUGCUGAGGCAGCCCCUCUACCUGGAGGUCCGUCUGGUCAACCCUCCGGACCUCCAGGUGGUGCUGCUGGUGCAUUACUGCGUGGCCUACCCCCGCUCGGGAGCCACCAUGUGGGUCCUCCUCUACAAGGAGUGUCCUAACCCCUUGGAUCCCGCACCACACAACGUUGUUCUUCCCUCCCCUGAGAGCCAGACACGCAGGUUCACCAUCACCACCUUCCAGUUCCUCCAGAAGGGGAAGACUUAUGACCUGGACCAAGAGGUCUACUUCAUGUGCUCCACGGAGGCCUGCGUGCCUCAGGACAGGCCCUGUUUGGAGGGCUGCCUGGGCCAGUGACGGACUACACAGGACACAGCGCCACUCGCUCACGGCUGGCAGGAGCUCGGAGUCACCGUGCCAACGGCGUGUCUGAGUGAGCCUCCAGAAGACCCACUCCCACUGGAAACUCAGGACGGAGUGGCAAUGGUUCAAUAUGACAGCGGGACAAUGAGUUAGUAAUGAGGAGCGUUUUGAAUAAUUUAGCAGUACUUGCUGAUCCAUUUCCUGUUUUUUGUUUUUUUCCUUUUUUGUUUUAUUUGAAAUGGAAGCAGUGUGUGAACAGUUGAUGUCCUGAGAGCGCUGGUCUCUUUAGUUAAAGCAGCACAGUAGUGUGUGUACUGAAAAUACGUUCAACUAGAAAUACACUGUAAUACUGCUUUUCCUGCUCCUUCAGGCCGGAGCCUGAAGGAGUCACGUUCUCUGCCAAUAAAACUCAACAAAGUAAACUUAAAGGGGCUAAUUAGUUGUAUUUUUGUUAUUUGCUUUUUGCUAGCGAGUUUAAUAACAGGAGGGGGGCUCACUGUCAAUAAAUAGUUCAUGUUGUGGA
This is a messenger RNA of Gadus morhua (Atlantic cod), 4033 nucleotides long. RefSeq lists its product as uncharacterized. Gene Ontology annotation, biological process: binding of sperm to zona pellucida; prevention of polyspermy. The transcript is spliced from 15 exons. Gene Ontology annotation, cellular component: egg coat. The coding region runs from base 31 to 3504 and encodes 1157 amino acids. The record is from RefSeq and is a predicted model, not a curated record. Gene Ontology annotation, molecular function: structural constituent of egg coat; acrosin binding. NCBI's taxonomy places the organism in Eukaryota, Metazoa, Chordata, Actinopteri, Gadiformes, Gadidae.